UUUUUUUUUUUUUCGUUCGCCGUCGUUGGAACGCACGCGGUAUCGACGCACGAAGAGGAGAGGAAGGAACGAAGGGUUCAAAGCUCUCUCUGUGGAUUUCGUUGCUUGACGGGAUCCCUUCUUUCCCCUCCUUCUGCGACCAUCUUGAUCUCGAUUUUCGGCUUAUCCAGCAGCUUCCUCUUCUCCAAUUCGAAUCGCCUUCGGGCUGCAUCAUGACACACAUAAUUCAGAAUGAAGGUGGCUCUUCUAGCUCGACUUCAAUAAGCAGCGAGAGAACUGAUACAGAUGAUGACAGGAUGAUUGCAAUUGUUCUUUCAGAAGAGUAUGCUAGUUUAGAUGGUGCAGCUGCUAGACGCCUCUCAAAUAUGUCCUCCGUCCCUCAUGUUCCCCGGAUAAAUACAUUCAUUCCAGAACUGAGCAAUGCCACUCUAGAUCACCAGCGUCUUCUCCAGAGGCUAAAUGCUUAUGGCUUAUAUGAAGUGAAAGUUUCUGGGGAUGGCAAUUGUCAGUUCCGUGCACUCUCGGACCAGAUGUACAGAUCACCAGAGCAUCACAAACAUGUUCGAAAAGAGAUAGUAAAGCAGCUCAAAGAAUGUCAUUCUUUAUAUGAAGGUUAUGUUCCCAUGAAGUACAAGCACUAUUGCAAGAAAAUGGCCAAAUCUGGUGAAUGGGGAGACCAUAUUACACUACAAGCAGCUGCUGAUAAGUUUGUGGCAAAGAUAUGUCUUCUAACUUCAUUUAGAGAUACUUGUUUUGUGGAGGUUGUUCCACAAUAUCAAGCUCCUCAAAGAGAGCUGUGGCUGAGUUUCUGGUCUGGAGUACAUUACAAUUCAAUUUAUGAACUUCGAGAUCUUCCAGUUCGGUGCAAGCCUAGAAAGAAACACUGGUUAUUUUAGAGGGUCAUGUAAAGCUUGAGUUAUGGAGGUCAUUUCUCUUCUGCAUAUAUAUGUGUUGAUUUUGAGAUUUUAUAUUGUGUUCAUUUGAGUUUUUAUCGGUUCUAUUUUUGUUCUUCAUUUUAAUUGUUCUGUAUUACUUAUCAUAAUAGAUAUUGACUCCGUCAAUGACAUUCUUUGUAUUCUUUAAUUCUUUUGGUUCAUUUGCUGUAUUUCAGUUAGCACAAA
Elaeis guineensis (African oil palm) is the source of this 1121-nucleotide messenger RNA. RefSeq names its product OVARIAN TUMOR DOMAIN-containing deubiquitinating enzyme 12. NCBI's taxonomy places the organism in Eukaryota, Viridiplantae, Streptophyta, Magnoliopsida, Arecales, Arecaceae. Gene Ontology annotation, biological process: protein deubiquitination. The record is from RefSeq and is a predicted model, not a curated record. Gene Ontology annotation, molecular function: cysteine-type deubiquitinase activity.